Messenger RNA from Caenorhabditis angaria, 1685 nucleotides. The record is from the annotation of a GenBank genome assembly. NCBI's taxonomy places the organism in Eukaryota, Metazoa, Nematoda, Chromadorea, Rhabditida, Rhabditidae.
AUGCAACAAGCUCCACGACCAGCAGGUCCCCCAAUGGGUAGAUAUCCACAUCCUCAUCAGGUAAAUAUCGAUUAUACAUAUUUUAUGAACAUAAGAAUUUUACAGAUGCCAGGAGGUGGAACUCCACAGCAGAUGAGACGCCCAAUGCCUGGACCUAUUCCAGGUCAGCAACCACCACAAGUUCAACAAAAUCGCCCCCAACAACCACCGAAAAAGAAGAAGAAAUAUGCUGACAAAUUGAUUCAGCCAAAAAUCAGAGAAUUAGUUCCGGAAUCGCAAGCUUAUAUGGAUUUGCUUGCUUUUGAACAGAAAUUGGAUGCAACUAUUAGUAGAAAGAAAUUGGAUAUACAAGAAUCUCUGAAACGCCCUCAAAAAAUCAAGAAACGGCUCCGAAUUUACAUCUCGCAUACUUUCAUCGCUGGAAAAGAACCAGAAAAAGAGGGAGAUGAAGCUUCUGUUCCAAUGUGGGAACUUCGAGUUGAAGGAAGACUUUUGGAUGAUAUUCAACAACCGCCACCGGCAGCAAAUGCAGCAGCAGCAACAAAUCCAACAGCACAAAGAACUAAAAGAAAGUUUAGUUCGUUUUUCAAAAGUCUUGUUAUCGAAUUGGACAAAGAAAUCUAUGGACCAGAUAAUCAUUUGGUAGAAUGGCACAGAACACCAACAACAAAUGAAACUGAUGGUUUCCAAGUUAAAAGACCUGGUGAUAAACCAGUUAAAUGCACGAUUUUAUUGCUUUUGGAUUAUCAACCAAUGAAAUUCAAACUUCAUCCGAGAUUGGCUAAAGUUCUCGGAAUUGCUGCAGAAACUCGUCCAAAAAUUAUCGAAGCUCUUUGGCAAUAUAUAAUCACUCAUAAAUUGCAAGAUUCACAAGAUCGAGAUUUUAUUAACAAUGAUUUGUUCCUCGAACAAUGUUUCGGUCAAAAGAGAAUGCGUUUUAUGGAAAUUCCACAAAGAUUACAUCUUUUGUUGCAACAACCAGAUCCACUUAUUUUGAAUCAUGUUAUUCAGAAAAAUGAAGAAGGACAAGAGAAAACAUCAGCAUGUUAUGAUAUUGGUAAAGACUUUUGAGAUAAAUUAUUGAUUUUUAAAUUUUUUCUUCAGAUGUUGAAUUAGAAGAUCCACUCAAGGCUCAAAUGGCAACAUUUGUUCAUAAUCAAUCAAGUGCAACUGAAGUCGCAAAUUUGGAUCAGAAAAUCUAUGAUGUGGUCGAACAAAUCAAUGAGAUGAAAAAACGGCGAGAUUUUUAUGUUAGAUUUGCUGAUGAGCCAAAUGAUUUUAUCAAAAAAUGGAUGAUUAGUCAGAGUUCUGAUUUGAAGGUGCGUUUUGAACAAGGGUUUUUGGAUUUGAGAUUUUUGUUGAAAAUUGUUUUCUAGUAGAUUUUGGCCAUACAUAAAAAUAAGCCCCUUGAGCAAAUUUUUUCUUUAAAAAUUGAAUCAAAUCAGGCUAUUUUCUUAAAUUUGAAAAAUUUUUAGACUUUGACUGAAGCGAGCGGUGAUGGCGAAGCAGAAAGAAGAUUUGAUCAUUACUUGAAACCAGAAACUGAUGAAGCUGUUUAUCGGUGAGUUUUUAAUUUCCCAAUUUUCUUUUUCUUUCAAAAACCCCCUUUUUUCAGCUACAUGUACCAGAAAAUUCAACAAAAACGUGCCGAACUCGAACAAAGUCUUGGAGUUCGAAACAACUAA